GUCUAGAUAUUUCACAAAUUGGAGAUAUCAGAACAAACAGCCUUACAUGUAAGUAAAUUCUGAUGAAUAAGUAACAAAAUCAAGUGAAGAAGUUGCAUGGACAUGCACAUCAAUCUUAAAAUAAAAAGGUUGAGUUAGCUCGCAGAAAAACUAUAGAUUUCUAGACUGCCUUCAAUUUUGUUGGCCGUUGUGACUGUUCCUAAGAAAUCAACUCUAAUUAUCGUUAGAUAACUCAGGACGUAGAACCGGACAGCCAGAAGCAUGUGUAAAAGGAUGGGGCCAUUUUGGAAAACGAAUAUGAUACAUGUUAUGUUUCCUAUCGCCUUUGUUCUGAUCAUUGUUCCCGAAAAAAGCGCCUUUGUCCUGUUUCCAAGCCUACAAGAACCUCCAACUUUCUCGCUUGUGCCCGAGCUGCUGGGACCAGGUACAAGGCAGGUGGUAGAACCGACUCUACGCCACGACACAGUAUUUAAUCUUCUUAUGUUCCUGGCACAACAUGGUGCACUGAACGUUAACAUUUCAUCCACACAAACACUUGGCAAAGAUCUGGUAAUCAGAGCGGACAGGUCACGGGCAAAUGUUGUCUCCUUGAAGAACAACGAUGUUGUCAUGACGACCGAAGCGACCAGUCUAAAGCUGCAAAAGACGGUAACUUUGGACAGGAACGCCACGGAAACAGCAAAAAUAGAGGAGGUGGAAGAGGAAACAGAGCCAGCAAGUGAGCCACUACUACCCUUUACUACAACCAGUACUGUUACCACGACGAAUGUAGGAAGCAGUUUGGGUCCAAGACCAAGAAACGGGACUGCCAAUUUAACGGAAUUUCAAGGUGAAAGGUCGACGGUAGGCACGACUCUAACAACGAGCGUGUCUUUCUCUACCGAGGAUCCAGAGGAGAAAGAAGAGGAUGAAGGGGAGGAAGAAGAAGAAGAGGCGGAGGAAGAAGGCGACCUUAACCCGAGUGAGUCAGCCACACCGAUGAACGAGACAGAGGAAGAAGCAGACGGAACGAAUCUCGAGCAGAACUUCGAACAUACCACCGAGAAGCCGGAAGUCGGGGAAGUCAGAUCACUUACAGUUGGAGAAGCAGAAGAGUCAGAUGAGGACAAGGAGAAGCCAGGGGAGACUCCAUUCGUUUCUUUAUCUUUCGGGAGACUUGAGUGCAUUUUGAUGGAGGGUCGCUGCGUACGCUCGUGCUCGGACACCGAUGACAUCAUUCCGGGUGUUGCUUGUGGAUCCGACACGGAAGGUCACGACCUCGUAUGCUGCGACGACUGAUGGCUACUCUCUGGGGAGGUUUCUUUAUUUCACAUAAAAAAAAAGACACUAUGAUAUGAGGCUAGACGCUGGGGUGCGGUAGCAUAUUCAGCUGGCCCCGUAAGCAGGGAGCACCGAUAGCGCCGCUAAAGGUACGAUAUCCCUUUCGUCACGAUAGCGCGGGAAAAUUCGCAUGCAGGGACCGCCGAUAGCCGGCUAUCGUAGCUCUACGGCUAAUGGAGCCUCACCCCUCCGUUAGCUCGCUAUCGUACCGAAAGCACAAGAUGGCGGACUGGAGGUUCGGGGACCGUAUUCGACGCUGUUUGCGCCGCGAACGUGUUUUUCGGGACAGGAAUCCUCCCGUGGACCGGUACAACGACCAAGAACUUUACCAGAAAUGUAAAUUUAGAAGACACGAUGGUUUAGAACUGACAAAUGACAUUGCAGCAGCAAUCGAAUCCUCGAAUCGACGUGCGUCGCUUUCUCCACUGUUACAGGUACUGAAUAAAUCAGUUAUUAAUCUGCUGAUAAAACUUGUUCAGCUUGUUGUCUAUUUGAUUUUAGCCAUGAUUAGUUGCUUUUUAAAUGAUAUUUUAAAUUUGAAAAAUGCAAAAUUAACAUCCUAGCUUAGGUAUUGUGCAGACUAACAUGACUGUAAUGUGACAGUCAAACCUCCUAGUUUUUGACAUAGGAUUUGCAUUGUGUGAGAGAGUUUGUGUGUGUUGAGGCUUUGUAGUGUAACCCAAAAAUUUUUAGUUUGCACUGCUAAA
Molecule: messenger RNA, 2027 nt
Organism: Pomacea canaliculata
Lineage: Eukaryota; Metazoa; Mollusca; Gastropoda; Architaenioglossa; Ampullariidae
Product: PH domain-containing protein DDB_G0287875-like
Exons: 2
Coding region: 262-1278 (338 amino acids)
Source: RefSeq, a predicted model, not a curated record